GCGGAGGAGGAGGCAGGAGCCGGCGCUCGGGGCGGGGAGAGCGGCGGCCGGACGAGCAGCGGGCGUGGGGGCAGCAGCGCGCCCCUGGGGCGCGUCGUUCUCUCCGCGGCGGGGCGGCUCCGGGGGCGCCGGCGGGCAGCGCGCUCCGCUCCGGCCCCGGCCCCGGCCCCUCCGCGCGCCGCCGGCCCCAUCGCCCCUGCACAGCGGCGGCGGGCCUGGGGCUCCGCUCGGAACGGCGGCGGCGCCCCGCCCAACAGGGUCCUCGCCUUUCCCGGGGCGCGGGGCCAUGAGCCCGGCGGCCGCCUAAGGCUCCGGGUGCGCCGCGCGCGCGGACCGCACCCCGAAGUCCGGAGCGCUCUCCUCUGCCCGCGGGCACCGCGUCCUCUCUGAGCGGCCGGCGGGCGAUGGAGCCCGCGGACCCCGCCCGGGAGGCGGCCGCCAAGCUGUCGGAGGCGGUGGGCGCGGCGCUGCGGGAGCCCCGCAAGCAGCGCCGCCUCUUGCUGGUCAUCGUGUGCGUGGCGCUGUUCCUGGACAACAUGCUGUACAUGGUCAUCGUGCCCAUCGUGCCCGACUACAUCGCCCACAUGCGCGGCGGCAGCGAGGGCCCCACCCCGACCCCGGAGGUGGAGGCGGAGGUGGCGGCGUGCGCGCCCACCCUGCCGCCGCCCGUCCUGGCCAACGCCAGCUCCGCGGCCAACGGCUCGGAGCCCCCGACGGCCGCGCAGCCCGCCGGGCCCGCCCUGCGGCCCCGCUAUCCGACGGAGAGCGAGGACGUGAAGAUCGGGGUGCUGUUCGCCUCCAAGGCCAUCCUGCAGCUCCUGGUGAACCCGCUCAGCGGGCCCUUCAUCGACCGCAUGAGCUACGACGUGCCGCUGCUCAUGGGCCUGGGCGUCAUGUUCGCCUCCACGGUCCUGUUCGCCUUCGCCGAGGACUACGCCACGCUGUUCGCGGCGCGCAGCCUGCAGGGCCUGGGCUCCGCCUUCGCCGACACGUCGGGCAUCGCCAUGAUCGCUGACAAGUACCCCGAGGAGCCGGAGCGCAGCCGAGCGCUGGGCGUGGCGCUGGCCUUCAUCAGCCUGGGCAGCCUGGUGGCGCCGCCCUUCGGGGGCAUCCUCUACGAGUUCGCAGGCAAGCGCGUGCCCUUCCUGGUGCUGGCGGCCGUGUCGCUGGCGGACGCGGCGGCGCUGCUGGCGGUGGCCAGGCCCUUCUCGGCCGCGGCGCGCGCGCGGGCCAACCCGCCGGUGGGCACGGCCAUCCACCGCCUCAUGCUGGACCCGUACAUCGCCGUGGUGGCCGGCGCGCUCACCACCUGCAACAUCCCGCUCGCCUUCCUGGAGCCCACCAUCGCCACGUGGAUGAAGCGCACGAUGGAGGCGUCCGAGUGGGAGAUGGGCAUGGUCUGGCUGCCGGCCUUCGUGCCGCACGUGCUGGGCGUGUACCUGACGGUGCGCCUGGCGGCACGCCACCCGCAGCUGCAGUGGCUGUACGGCGCGCUGGGGCUGGCGGUGAUCGGCGCCAGCUCGUGCGCCGUGCCCGCCUGCCGCUCCUUCGCGCCGCUCGUGGUCGCGCUCUGUGGCCUCUGCUUCGGCAUCGCGCUGGUGGAUACGGCGCUGCUGCCCACGCUCGCCUUCCUUGUGGACGUGCGCCACGUGUCCGUCUACGGCAGCGUCUACGCCAUCGCCGACAUCUCCUACUCCGUGGCCUACGCGCUCGGGCCCAUCGUGGCGGGCCACAUCGUGCACUCGCUGGGCUUCGGGCAGCUGAGCCUGGGCAUGGGCCUGGCCAACCUGCUCUACGCGCCCGUGCUGCUGCUGCUGCGCCGCGUGAGCCUCCUGACGCGCUCCCGCUCCGAGCGCGAGGUGCUGCUGGACGAGCCGCCGCAGGGCCUGUACGACGCGGUGCGCCUGCGGGAGUGCCCGGCGUCCGGCCCCGACGGCGCGCUCCGCAGCCCGCCCGGCCCGUUUGCCGAGUGCGAGGGCGACUACACAGACUAUGCCGGCUAUGGCGCCCGCAGCUAGCGGCCCCCUCUCCCCACCGCCGCCGCCAGGGUCCCCGUGGCCGCUGAGAGCGUACCCGCCGGCUCAGCAUCAAGGCCUCCCCUCGCGCCAGACCCCCCCGCGCAGGUCCUGUCCUGACUCCUCCGCCGCGUCCGCUCGCCAUUGCCUUCAGUGUGUCCCUCUCCCUCUCGCCCAUCGGAGCGUGGAGCACUGCGGCCUGGGAAACCAUGCGCUCCUGGCACAGAAGGGGCCUCGGGGCCGCCCUGUGUAGGUCUGUGUGUCUGUCUGUCCUGCCUCCUGUACCUUGGCCCGCUGCACAGCGUUGCCUCUGGCCCAAAUCAAUAAACCAUAUCUGUCCCAGACCGAGUCUCUUUACUG
Pipistrellus kuhlii (Kuhl's pipistrelle) is the source of this 2375-nucleotide messenger RNA. RefSeq names its product solute carrier family 18 member A3 (gene SLC18A3). The coding region runs from base 405 to 2018 and encodes 537 amino acids. Lineage: Eukaryota; Metazoa; Chordata; Mammalia; Chiroptera; Vespertilionidae. The transcript has a single exon. Gene Ontology annotation, molecular function: acetylcholine transmembrane transporter activity. Gene Ontology annotation, cellular component: AP-1 adaptor complex; AP-2 adaptor complex; terminal bouton. Gene Ontology annotation, biological process: transmembrane transport; chemical synaptic transmission. The record is from RefSeq and is a predicted model, not a curated record.